This is a messenger RNA of Anopheles coustani, 948 nucleotides long. RefSeq names its product angiopoietin-related protein 1-like. The coding region runs from base 1 to 948 and encodes 315 amino acids. NCBI's taxonomy places the organism in Eukaryota, Metazoa, Arthropoda, Insecta, Diptera, Culicidae. The transcript has a single exon. The record is from RefSeq and is a predicted model, not a curated record.
AUGGUCAAAUUGGACUACAUUCUGUACAAGUUGAUCAAAAUUGAUUUCGAAAUCAAAGAGCAAGACGAGCGAAUUGAAGAAAACCUAGAUCACCUUGAAAAGUCAUUCGGUAGGAUGACAUGGAGUAUUGAUCGGCUAGAAGAGGCCAUUGGAAACAACCUCACUGCGCUUCAGACUCAGUCCUGGAAGAUUCUAUCGCUACAAACCGCGUGCGCCAAUCACGACCAACUACGCAACGAAAUUUUCGACAUCGUCCCGAAACCCGGCCUUUCCGAUGACGUGCAGUCCUUGCUCGAGUUGGACAGCUACCGUCGCAAGGGCCCAUUCGGAUCGUGCCGCGAUGAACCAUCGAAGAUGUCUGGCAAGUAUCUCAUUCGGUUGGAAGGCGAGGACGAACCGUUCGAGGCAUACUGCGAACAGGCCAAGUUCGGCGGAGGAUGGCUGGUGAUCCAGCACCGCUUUGACGGCUCUCUGGACUUCUUCCGCAACUGGACCGAAUAUCGAAACGGAUUCGGUACCGUCGAUCGUGAGUUCUGGAUCGGAUUGGAACGACUGCAUCAGUUAACGCAGCGGAAGACCUAUCAGCUGAUCGUCGAGAUCGAAGACUUCGGAGGCGACCAACGGUAUGCGCGAUACACAGAGUUCGGAAUCGGUAGUGAGUCGGAGCUGUACAAGCUCAAGAGACUUGGUGCGUUCAGUGGCACGGCGGGUGAUUCGAUGGCUUACCAUAAGGGUUUUAACUUCACUACGAAGGACAGGGAUAACGAUGGAGCGCCCACUAACUGUGCCGUCACCAGCGAGGGCGCUUGGUGGUACAACAACUGCCAUCAUGCCAACUUAAACGGUCGUUACUGGAACGUGGUCGACCCGAGGUCGUUUUCGUGGUAUAAAUUGAAGAAUAACUAUCAAGGAUUGGCCUAUUCAAGAAUGAUGAUUCGGGAGGUUUAA